GUUUAUCAACAUUCUCAGACAUCAGCAAUUCACUCGUAUCGACUGAUCCACGCUGCCCUGCAUCUGAUCGCGGUGUCCCUGACUCGCCUGGUUGAUCUUUCCGUUUUGGGCCGCGCCUGCUUCGCCAAGCCUCUGAGCGCCGACACGCCGACUUCGUUGCUGCGAUGGCGGGAAAAUUUACGAGGUCUCAAAGGUCAACACUGCGAUUCGACCACUAUAACGACGUUAUUUUACUCGGUCCUCCCACCAUGCGCGGCGCCAUCGUCUUUGGCGGGUCGUCGCACCCCAAGCUGGUCGACGGCGUGUGCGAUCGCUUGGGCAUGAAGCCUGGCUCUGCGACGCUGGGCAAGUUCAAGAAUGGAGAGACGUCUGUCACGAUCCACACUUCGAUUCGAAACAAAGAUGUGUUUAUCAUCCAGAGCGGCAGCGAGAAAAUCAACGAUUCAGUCAUGGAACUGCUGAUCAUGAUUUCUGCCUGUAAAGGUGGCUCUGCAAAGUCGGUCACAGCGGUUAUGCCAUACUUCCCUUACUCGCGCCAGUCGAAGAAGAAGCAGCACCGCGGGGCUAUCACGGCUCGCAUGGUUGCAAACCUCCUCCACAUCGCCGGCGUCAACCACGUAAUCACGGUCGACCUGCACGCCUCGCAGAUGCAGGGCUUCUUCAAGUGCCCAGUCGACAACCUCGUAGCCGAACCCCUCCUCGCUCGCUGGGUGCGCAUGAAUGUGCCAAACUGGCGAGAAGCAGUCGUAGUCAGCAAGAACCCUGGUGGAACAAAGCGAGUAACAUCGCUAGCAGACGCCAUGAAGCUCAGCUUUGGCAUUGUUACAACGGAUAGGCGACGAGCAGGUGGAGGCAGACCGUGGAAUGAGAGUGCUAUGUUCGACCAGCUGAGGCUUGACGGCCCCUCGGAGUCGCGUGAAAUGGUGGAAGCUGCUCUGGAUGCAGACGCGGAGCUUACACCAAUCAGCAAGAUCUCUUUCGACCCCAAGUCGGACGUUGGCAAGCCGAAAGCUAGAGCAGCACGCACACCAUCGAACCCUCUGUCACGACGAGCGAACGGAGUUGCUGGCGAACAUCCUCUCUCGAAGUCCAUGCGGGCAAGUUCGAUCGUCGAGCCGGAAGUGCCUCUGGAGCCUGUCCGGACCGAAGCUUCGAACCAGUCAGAAGAUGCAGAUGGCGAGCAGAGUCUGGACGAAAGUGGCGCAGAGGAGGAGGAGGAGUACACUGACGAGCGUGCGCGAAACGUCAUUCACGGACGCCUAGUACAAGGUCACAUCGUCGACGACACACAUCCCUCGCCGUCCAUGUCCGCAACAUCACAUACCACCUCCUGGCGCAACCGUCCCCCGUCUGAAGGCGAGAACGAAGACAUCCCACCGCACAUGAUGAACUCAUUCAUGUCAACGACUUCCUCUAGAAGGGACAACCAAGACAGCGAGCACGCUCACGCGCUCGGCGGUACCUACGAUGCAGCAGCGUCUUCAGAAGACGAGGAGGAAGACCUUCAGAAUCCCGAGAUUGAGACAAUGGUCACACUCGUUGGCAAUGUCAAAGACAGGCCAGUUUUCAUCGUGGACGAUAUGAUGGACAAGUCAGCAUCCUGGAUCGCCGCAGCCGAGACUGUUGUCAAGCGUGGUGGCGCUACAAAAGUGUACUGCAUGGCUACACACGGUCUGUUUGGUGGGGACUGUCUUGAGGAGAUGAACAAUUGCGAGUGCAUCGAGAAGAUCAUCAUUACGAACGCGUUUCCGAUUCCGGAGCACAAGAGGGACCAGGCUGGUGACAAGCUGAUCAUCUUGAACGUCGACAACUUGCUUGCCGAGUCGAUUCGAAGGAACCAUCACGGCGAGAGCAUGUCGCAGCUGUUCAUGCACUACGACUAGACGUUGAAAAACAACUCAAGGUAACAAAGAUACGAACAAAAGGCACGGCGAACCGGCAUAUAUGGAUUGAUACUUUCAUUACGGUGCGGCGUUGGGCGAGGGUCUGGCGGCAGUAGAGGAGCAGUGAGAAAGCACAAGGUUGUGCAACGACUGACGACCGAAAAGAGCCUUUCCAUGGGCAAACGUAAGUGCAAUGGAAGGACACACUGCCACGUACGAACAAUGAUACCAAUGAUGUACCCUUCUUGAUGCUUGCUGUUU
Molecule: messenger RNA, 2144 nt
Organism: Macroventuria anomochaeta
Lineage: Eukaryota; Fungi; Ascomycota; Dothideomycetes; Pleosporales; Didymellaceae
Product: phosphoribosyl pyrophosphokinase
Exons: 5
Coding region: 165-1883 (572 amino acids)
Biological process (GO): ribonucleoside monophosphate biosynthetic process; 5-phosphoribose 1-diphosphate biosynthetic process; purine nucleotide biosynthetic process
Cellular component (GO): cytoplasm; ribose phosphate diphosphokinase complex
Molecular function (GO): magnesium ion binding; ribose phosphate diphosphokinase activity
Source: RefSeq, a predicted model, not a curated record